Messenger RNA from Hevea brasiliensis (rubber tree), 2151 nucleotides. RefSeq names its product pentatricopeptide repeat-containing protein At5g13770, chloroplastic. The record is from RefSeq and is a predicted model, not a curated record. Gene Ontology annotation, molecular function: protein binding. The transcript has a single exon. Bases 101 to 1942 code for a protein of 613 amino acids. NCBI's taxonomy places the organism in Eukaryota, Viridiplantae, Streptophyta, Magnoliopsida, Malpighiales, Euphorbiaceae.
AAAAAUCCACUAGGGAUAAGCUGUGUCUGUGUCUGAGUGUUUCCCAUGUCUGUGGUUGAUGUGCAGUGUACCCAAUGUCCAUUAAGCAACUUCAUUUCCAAUGGCUAUUUCCAGAUCUCCAGAUUGGUCAGUAGCUUCUAUUAACUCUUGCAGAGAAACCCACAAAAUCAUCAUCUUCUCUCCAUCAUGGAAGACCCUUUCUUUUCUCUCUCCUACAUGCUCCUCCAAUUUUCCUCUUUUCCAGGUCAACUCUUCCAGUUGCCCAUCUGCAAUCUUGGAAGAGCGAUCCAGCACAAAUUUUCCGGUCAUCCAAUGGGACUUGAGAGUUCAAGAUUCUCAAGAACAUCAGGUACCGGACACACAGAAUUUAAACGACUUCUUAUGUGGAGUUUUGCUGGAUCCACGAACUGAACACUUUGCAUAUCAGUACUACAAGAAAGCAAAAGAGAGGCAAGAAUUUAGGCCAGAAAAAUCAAUGCUAAAGCUUCUAAUAAGGUAUUUGAUACGAUCAAAGAAUUGGGAUUUCAUUUUAUCAGUUUCUUAUGAUUUUAACAAGUACAGUGCGUGGCCUGAUAGUCAUACUUGUUCAAUACUUGUCAGUGGUUGCAUUAAAGCUAGAAAAUUCAGAGUUGUAGAGUCUUUACUGGAAAUUUUCAAAUCUUAUGGUGAAAUUGCCGUCUUGGCUUUUGAUUCCGCAAUGAGAGGCUAUAAUAAGCUACAUAUGUAUGGUAGAACAAUUUUUGUGUUCGAGAAAAUGAAAUUAUCACGCAUUUCUAUGGACUCUGGGAGUUAUUGCCAGAUAAUGAAGGCAUACCAGAAAAGCGGUGAUACAGAGAGAGUGCUUGCAUUGUUUCAUGAAUUUGAAAGUAGAAAAUUGGAACAUUCAAGACCAGUUUUAAGCCAAAUAUAUAGGGUGUUAUGCGAAUCAUUAGGGAAAUCAGGCCGAGCUUUUGAAGCUCUUGAAUACUUCAGAGACAUGAGAAAGAAAAGGAUUUUGUGGGACUCUCGAAUUUUUUCUUGUUUAAUCUGUUCAUUUGCAAGCAUUCGAGAGAUAAAUAUAGCAGAAGAGCUAUUUAAAGAAGCAGAAGAAAAGAAAAUGUUGAGGGAUCCUGAAAUUUUCUUGAAACUUGUCUUGAUGUAUGUGGAAGAAGGGCAAAUGGAGAAGACUCUUGAGAUUGUUAAGGUGAUGAAGCGUGUAAAAAUGAAGGUGUCUGAUUGCAUUUUCUGUGCAAUUAUUAAUGGGUUUGCUAGAAGGAGAGGGUUCCAUGCUUCGGUAAGGGUUUAUGAGGAGUUGAACUCUGAAAGCUGUGAACCUGGACAGGUGACCUAUGCUUCAAUAAUAAACGCAUAUUGUCGAACUGGAUUGUAUUCUAAAGCUGAAAUGGUGUUCUUGGAGAUGCAGGAAAAAGGGUUUGAUAAAUGUGUGGUUGCUUAUUCUAGUAUAAUUACAAUGUAUGGGAAGACAGGGAGGCUAAGAGAUGCAAUGAGGCUCGUGGCGAAAAUGAAAGUAAAUGGGUGCGAGCCAAAUGUGUGGAUAUACAAUUCUCUCUUGGAUAUGCAUGGGAGGGUCAAGAACUUGAGACAGGUGGAUAAGCUAUGGAAGGAAAUGAAGAGAAGGAAAGUAGCACCAGAUAAGGUAAGUUACACUAGCGUUAUUAAUGCAUACAGUAAGGCAAAAGAGUUUGAUUUGUGUGUGAGAUACUACAAUGAGUACAGAAUCAAUGGAGGCAUGAUUGAUAGGGCUAUGGCAGGAAUAAUGGUAGGAGUUUUCUCCAAAAUUGGGCGAAUCGACGAGUUGUUAAGGCUUCUUCAGAACAUGAAAACAGAAGGGACACAGUUAGAUGAGAGGCUUUACAGGUCUGCUUUCAAUGCAUUGAGGGAUGCGGGUCUGCAAAUGCAAUCCGAAUGGUUGCAGGAAAGCUUUGAGGCGAUGUAUAUAUAAUGUAGGUGAUCUGUAUGCCUGGAAAAUUUUUGCCUAUUUUGUAUUUAAGACACAAAUACCUGCUACUUAUACUCCACCAUAAUCUUGUCUCUGAUGUCCAUAAUAGAAAAAAACCCAAAUGAUUAUAUUAGAUGGAAAUGAACUAGUGGUUGCUGUUUAAAAAAUAGUGGUUAAAAUAAAAAAGAGAAUCUCUAAUUUGAAUUCUACCA